AUGUCAAAUAAUGAAGAUUACCUAAGUAAUCUCUUACUGGCUAUUCAAUCUGAAUUGCUGGGAUUAGCAACAUUAACAAAGCCUUUAAAUGAUUUUGGAAUAAAACACUGGCAAUCGUUUUCAAAGGACCCUUAUUUCAAUACUUCUGGAUUAUUUAUUGUUUCAGUUUAUUCGUUUCCUAUAAUCCUUAAUAGCUUAAUUACGCUGAUGUGGAUAUUGAAAGCAAUUGUUUCUCUAUUCGUACAAACAAAAAAACUGCAAUUAAAGCAAAAAAUUGACAGACAACGUCAAAAGAAGAAGAAAUAA
Cokeromyces recurvatus is the source of this 306-nucleotide messenger RNA. RefSeq names its product transmembrane protein 18-domain-containing protein. The transcript has 3 exons. The record is from RefSeq and is a predicted model, not a curated record. The coding region runs from base 1 to 306 and encodes 101 amino acids. Lineage: Eukaryota; Fungi; Mucoromycota; Mucoromycetes; Mucorales; Mucoraceae.